This is a messenger RNA of Octodon degus (degu), 2324 nucleotides long. It is a transcript of the gene Adpgk, whose product is annotated as ADP dependent glucokinase. Bases 88 to 1575 code for a protein of 495 amino acids. Gene Ontology annotation, cellular component: endoplasmic reticulum. The record is from RefSeq and is a predicted model, not a curated record. Gene Ontology annotation, biological process: glucose metabolic process. NCBI's taxonomy places the organism in Eukaryota, Metazoa, Chordata, Mammalia, Rodentia, Octodontidae. The transcript has 7 exons. Gene Ontology annotation, molecular function: ADP-specific glucokinase activity.
GGCGUGCGUGUGACGUCAGCGCGCCAAGCCCGGAAAAGGCGCGGGCUGUGAGCUGGAGCUGCGCUGCUGCGCGGCGCCUCAGAACCCAUGGCGCUGUGGCGUGGCUCCGCCUGCGCGGGCUUCCUGGCGCUGGCCGUGGGCUGCGUCUUCCUACUGGAGCCGGAAUUGCCUGGCUCGGCGCUCCGCUCGCUUUGGAGCUCGCUGCAGCUGGGACCCGCGCCACCGGGACCUCUUUCCCCCGAGAGCCGCCUGGCGGCCGCCUGGGACACACUCAUCGUGCAGCCGGCCCGGCGCUGGCGCCGCGUGGCCGUGGGAGUCAAUGCGUGCGUCGACGUGGUGCUCUCAGGUGUGAAGCUCCUGCAGGCGCUGGGCCUGAGUCCCCGGAGUGGGCGAGACCAUGCGGUUCUGCGCUCAAGGAACGACCUAGAAGAAGCCUUCGUCCACUUCAUGGGGCAGGGAGCAGCUGCCGAGCGUUUCUUCAGCGACGGGGAAACCUUCCAUGACAUUGCCCAUGUCGCAUCUGAGUUCCCUGGAGCCCAGCACUACGUAGGAGGCAAUGCAGCUUUAAUCGGACAGAAAUUUGCAGCCAACUCAGACUUGAAGGUUCUCCUUUGUGGCCCAAUUGGUCCAAAGCUCCACCAGCUCCUUGAUGAAAACGUGUUUGUCCCGCCAGAGUCACUGCAGGAAGUGGACGAGUUCCACCUCAUUCUGGAGUAUCAGGCAGGAGAGGAGUGGGGCCAGUUUAAAGCUCCCCAUGCCAACCGCUUCAUCUUCUCCCAUGACCUCUCUAAUGGGGCCAUGAAUGCGCUGGAGGUGUUUUCAUCUAGCCUGGAGGAGUUCCAGCCUGACCUGGUGGUCCUCUCGGGAUUGCACAUGAUGGAGGGACAGAGCAAGGAGCUGCAGAAGCAAAGGCUCUUGGAGGUCGUUGCCUCCAUUGCCGACAUCCCCACCAGCGUUCCAGUGCACCUGGAGCUGGCCAGCAUGACAAACCGGGAGCUCAUGAGCAGCAUCGUGCAGCAGCAGGUCCUUCCUGCAGUGACCUCCCUCGGGCUGAAUGAGCAGGAGCUGCUAUUUCUUACUCAGUCUGCGUCUGGACCAUACGCCUCGCUGAACUCCUGGGCCGGGGUCCCAGAUGUGGGCGUGGUCAGCGACAUCCUCUUUUGGGUCCUGCAGGAGCAUGGGGCGAGCACAGGCCGGGCCUCAGCCCUCACCAGGAUCCACUUCCACACGCUGGUCUACCACAUCCUGGCCACAGUGGAUGGGCACUGGUCCAACCAGCUGGCAGCUGUGGCUGCGGGGGCGCGUGUGGCUGGAACACAGGCCUGCGCUACCAAAUCCAUCGACACCAGCCGUGUGUCUCUGAGGGCGCCCCGAGAGUUCAUGACUUCCCACUCCGAGGGGGGCUCCAGGGUCGUGCUAAACCCCAGCAAGCCCGUGGCGGAGUGGCACCGCGGGGGCGUUUCCUUCUACUUCACACCUGUGCUGGUAUGCAAGGAUCCAGUUCGAACUGUGGGCCUUGGGGACGCCAUCUCGGCAGAAGGACUCUUCUACUCGGAAGUGCCCGCGCAGGCUUAGGAAGUCUGUGGGGUCACUGACUGAAGGACCGCAGGAAGCAAGCAGCUCGGGAAGCAAGCAGCUCGGAGUGGGGUCAAGGGUGUCAGUUCUAGACCUAACUGGAAGCUAGCCAAAGAAGCAGCAGCAGGUUCAGCUGUGCAGAUACAUUCCAGCCUGCUGGCAAGCCCGCCAGAACACGUCGGCUUUGAACCAAGACUUAGUUCUCUACUAAUAAGACUGGGUUUUUGUCUUUUAUGUUGUGUGUUGCAGGAGUAAAAGCUUCAAUUCCCAAAUCUCCAACUUCUGCAGUAUUAUCAGGUAUUUUUAAGCCAGACUUCUUCGCCCAAGAGAGCUUGUCAGGCAGAGAAAGCACCCUGUCCCCAAACACGGAAAAAGUGCCCGGGCCUGGGCCUCCGGAUCCUGUCGAGAGGCCCUGAGGGGCCUCACAGUUCCUGUGCAACUGACAGUGACAGUAUUUAGUGAGCGUGCCUUUUUGGUCUUCUGCUCUCAGACUCAGUCAGAGCCACAAGUCCAGAUAGAGCGGUCUCUCCCAUGCUUUAUGGUUGCAGCAGAAAUGGGGGCCUCUGGGAACCUCGAAGCCAGUCAUCCUGCAGGUGUCUGGAAGCCCGGGUGCUGCCAUGAGCCCUGAUACUUGGCUCUGAGCCGUGAAGGAGCUUGCUUUUACAACCCGAAUGUGCAUCUGUGUGUAACAGACCAUGUGUGUUUUAUGUUGUCAUUGAUGCAUCCAUUAAAGUUUGACCUCAAAAGAG